Molecule: messenger RNA, 1824 nt
Organism: Puccinia graminis f. sp. tritici CRL 75-36-700-3
Lineage: Eukaryota; Fungi; Basidiomycota; Pucciniomycetes; Pucciniales; Pucciniaceae
Exons: 1
Coding region: 1-1824 (607 amino acids)
Source: RefSeq, a predicted model, not a curated record
AUGAGCCUGAUUCGAUUCACUCGGUCUUACUCUACAACCACUACCGCUACUACCACUACCACUACCACUCCAUCGACCGUCAUCAAGCACCAGUUCAUCCAUCGCCAAACCAAACCCAAGCUAACAUCCUCAAACGACAUCCAGUUCCUCCCACCCGCCAAAUUCACACUCUCCAUCAUCUCACUCUCCUACAACAGACCGAAUGUACAUGCCCUACUCAGUCAGAGCUGGCCAGCCAGCCGAUCGAUCAGGCACAUCGACCCCAAUCAACUCUUCAUCCUCACUGCCAUCCCCGCUCGAUUCGUCAAUCAAAACCAACCCAUACCCAAUCACAUUCAUACCCUCAGCUCAUGCUUCUCUAAACAAGACCAGGAGCGUUGGAAGGAGCGCAGGAUCGAGAAACAGAAAUCGAAAGCAAAACCGACUCAUCAGCUUCGACUCACCUUCUCCCUAAGGAUCAAGGAACUCCAUAAAUCCGCUGUCAUUCGCAAAUCGAUCCGCAAACGAUGGAUUGCCGCGCUCAAGUUGAUCGUCCAAUACGGCGCUUCUUCAUCUCGCUCGACUGAGUGUACAUCAGCUGCUGCUGCUGCUGACCCGAAGAAGAACUCUGCCGAACGAAGGAGGACUGAAGAAGAAGAGGUCAGAAUAGACCCCGCUCAGGCCGGCUUCCAUAGAUGGCUCGACCCCGAUCACUAUUACAUCGUCCACCCCACCCUCGCACUCAAUACCGUCGGCCUCCCUCAACUCAUCAGAGCCAUCCGGGAAGCGCUCCUUGCCAUCCAUCCCAUCAGUAACAAUCCAAGGCAUUCAAGAGACACACCAUCUAGCACUCACCCUUCCCGGAAACCGUUCCUGGGAACGACUCACGUCGCUUCUAGUCCUCAGUCUCAAUCCGGCUCCUCCUCCAGAACUAACAAUCAACACGCUCCACCAACCCAAUCGAAUCCCUUCAUCAUCAAGCCUCAGACUCAUUCUCUAAUCUCCGAAUCCCCAUCCAGAAGACUCCCUUCAAAGCACCCGCAAUUCAUGUGCCCACAACACUCCCAAUCCAGUCCUGCUUCAUUGAACAAGCCUCGGAAUACUUCAACCGGAUCGAGAUCUGAUCACCCGCCACCUUUUUCACCCCCAAGAAGACGACUCCCUACAAGUGAUCCGAAAUUCGUGUCCCCUCAACCCACCCGAUCCGGGCCGCCUGCUUCAGUCCACAUGAAACCAUCUGCUCCGACUUCAGUCAUCGGGACAACACCUGAAGAUCACUCGCUGAAAAGCUCACUGGAACCCCCACGAAAAAUCCUGCCAAGUCGGCCAAUCUUCACACCCCCAAAACAGAACCUUCCCACUACACUUUACAAGCCUCGAAUCUCGUCGACUGGGCCUGGCUCGCAUCAUCACAGCUCCUUUGAACCACCACCAAGGAAAAUCCCGUCAAGUCAGCCAAAAUUCAUACCCCCUCAACAGAACCAUGCCACUACUCCUACUUCUCUUCACAUGCCCAGUCAAAUCUCAUCCACUGGGUCUGGCUCUCAUCAUCGGAGCUCCUUUGAACCACCACCAAGGAAAAUCCCGUCAAGUCAGCCAAAAUUCAUACCCCCUCAACAGAACCAUGUCACUACUCCUACUUCUCUUCACAUGCCCAGUCGAGUCUCAUCCACUGGGCCUGGCUCGCAUCAUCGGAGCUCCUUUGAACCACCACCAAGGAAAAUCCCGUCGAGUCAGCCAAAAUUCUUCAUACCCCCUCCACUCAGUCAUAGUACUGCCACUACUACUCAUCAACCAUCUUCUCUUUCUCCACCAAGAAGACUCCCCAUCCCACUCAAAAAAUAA